Messenger RNA from Strongylus vulgaris, 222 nucleotides. The record is from the annotation of a GenBank genome assembly. NCBI's taxonomy places the organism in Eukaryota, Metazoa, Nematoda, Chromadorea, Rhabditida, Strongylidae.
AUGUUGUACAUUGAUGAAACACAAAUUGCGAAGCAAGGCUCUACAGAAAUCGAUGAGCGAUUGUAUACAAGGUGGUGGAACGCGGUCAGAGAUUCAAUGGAAGACGAAGGUCGUCCACAGACACGCUACCGCACACACGCUCAUGCUAUUUCGGCCAUCACAGAAAGUCGUCUACAGAGAACGACAACGCAGCGACAAGUCAUCACCCACACCAACACAUGA